Messenger RNA from Alligator mississippiensis (American alligator), 1957 nucleotides. It is a transcript of the gene MARCHF9, whose product is annotated as membrane associated ring-CH-type finger 9. Bases 448 to 1431 code for a protein of 327 amino acids. Gene Ontology annotation, biological process: protein ubiquitination. NCBI's taxonomy places the organism in Eukaryota, Metazoa, Chordata, Crocodylia, Alligatoridae. The record is from RefSeq and is a predicted model, not a curated record. The transcript has 4 exons. Gene Ontology annotation, molecular function: zinc ion binding; ubiquitin-protein transferase activity.
CGCCGCCGCCGCCGCCCGGGGGGGCCGGAUCGGGGCCUCCACGUGGCGCCGCCGCCGCCCCCCCGCGCCCGGGGCCCCGGAACGGGCCGGGCCGGAAGGAGAAGCCAUAUUCCACGCUCCGGAAUCCGUGUCUCGCGCUCCGGCCGGAGCCUCCCGCGGCGCGGGCCGGGCCGGGCCGGGCCGGGCUGCGGCGGGGCGAUGCCCGGCGCCGGCGGGGGUCGGGCCGCGGAGCCCAGCCUCGGCCCCCCGGGGGUGGCCGCGGGCGCUGCCAUGGCCCGGCACCCGCCGCCCGCCCGCCCCGGCAUGCGCCCCCGCCGCCGCCGCCGCCCGCGCCCCUCGCCGGCGCCCCGCUGAGCGCCCGCUGCCCGCCCGCGGCUCGCCCCGGCGCCUCUGCCCCGCAGCCCAGCCCCGGCCCCGGCCGCGGCCGCCGCCUCCCGGGGGUGCAGGAUGUUCAAGUACCGGAUCCGCCUGUUCUUCAACGAGCUGAAGCUGCUGGUGCUGAUGCGGCGCGGGCGGCCGGAGCCCGAGCCGGGCCGGCGGGGCUGCGGCUGGGGGCCCUUCUCCGGCUGCGCCGCGCCGCGGGACGACGAGGUGGAGUACUACGGCGAGCCCCGGCCCCGCAGCCUGGCCCCGGGCGACAAGGACCCGCCGCCCGGCCCCCCCGCGGCCCAGCCGCCCGCGGCCGCCCUGGACGCCGUGUCCCUCAGCAGCAGCCUGGACAGCGGGGCACGGACCCCGCAGUGCCGCAUCUGCUUCCAGGGGCCCGAGCAGGGGGAGCUGCUGAGCCCGUGCCGGUGCGCCGGGUCCGUGCGCUGCACGCACCAGCCCUGCCUCAUCCGCUGGAUCAGCGAGAGGGGCUCGUGGAGCUGCGAGCUCUGCUACUUCAAGUACCAGGUCCUCGCCAUCAGCACCAAGAACCCGCUGCAGUGGCAGGCCAUCUCCCUGACGGUCAUUGAGAAGGUGCAGAUCGCCGCCAUCAUCCUAGGCUCCCUCUUCCUCAUCGCCAGCAUUUCCUGGCUCGUCUGGUCCUCGCUCAGCCCCUCGGCCAAGUGGCAGCGGCAGGACCUGCUCUUCCAGAUCUGCUACGGCAUGUACGGCUUCAUGGACAUUGUCUGCAUAGGUUUGAUCAUUCACGAGGGCUCCUCGGUGUAUCGAAUAUUCAAGCGCUGGCAGGCGGUGAACCAGCAGUGGAAGGUGCUGAACUAUGACAAGGCCAAGGACCUUGGGGAGCCCGCGGGCGGAACGGCCAAGGCCGGGGGCAGGCUGGCACGGACGGAGAGGAACCCCCGGAGGGGCCAGCGGGUUAGGACGAUCUUGAACCAUCACUGUGGCUACACCAUCCUGCACAUCCUCAGCCACCUGCGGCCCAGCGAGCACCGCGGCAGCUCCGGCGCCGGCCGCGAGGUGGUCAUGAGAGUCACGACGGUAUAACCGGCCGCGCACGGAGGGCAGGGAGCCCGCCGCCUCCUCCCCGCGCCCGGAGAGGGCACCCCGCAGCUGCCUGUGGAAGGGAAGCCCCAGAGAGCAAUUCGGGGCUGGGCCACACACGGGAUAGUUCGUUUUUGAGGCUCUCGCCUUGCUCUCGUGCCCCCCGUCCGGGGGGGCGCCGCGGCCUGGCCUGCUCUCAGCCUGCGCCCUCCUCAGCUCCCGUCAAUGUGAAAAUUCCUCUUUGGAGGAAGGAAAACCACAGCGUCGCCUUCCACCGGCUCCAGACGACAAUCUGGGCCUCCGGCCGGGGCAGCGUUCGCCUGCCUGAGUCUGGAAACCAGGGGCCAGAAAGGAACAUUUUUACCUCAUCUUUGAAAGAAAAAUCCAAUCAAAAAGGAAAAAAAAAAAAGGUCCCUAUUCCCCCCGGUCCCAGCCCAGCCUGACGCGAGUCCCCACCCUGGGGACGCCCCGGGAAAGGUUUGGAUUUCCCCGUCCCAACAAGGUGCAAUAAACAGGUUUCUACAACAAA